CAAAACGCAGAGCCAGAGCCCCGGAGCCUCACCCUGGGCGGCCAUGUGGGCUUCGACAGCCUCCCUGACCAGCUGGUCAGCAAGUCGGUCACUCAGGGCUUCAGCUUCAAUAUCCUCUGUGUGGGGGAGACUGGCAUUGGUAAGUCCACACUGAUGAACACGCUCUUCAACACGACCUUUGAGACCGAGGAAGCCAGUCACCACGAGGAGUGUGUGCGCCUGCGGCCCCAGACCUAUGACCUCCAAGAGAGCAACGUGCAGCUCAAGCUGACCAUCGUGGACGCUGUGGGCUUCGGGGAUCAGAUCAAUAAGGAUGAGAGUUACAGGCCCAUCGUCGACUACAUCGACGCGCAGUUUGAAAGCUAUCUGCAGGAGGAGCUCAAGAUUCGCCGCUCACUCUUCGACUACCAUGACACCAGGGUCCACGUGUGCCUCUACUUCAUCACACCCACUGGGCACUCCCUCAAGUCCCUGGAUCUGGUGACCAUGAAGAAACUAGACAGCAAGGUGAACAUUAUUCCCAUCAUUGCCAAGGCUGACACCAUCUCCAAGAGUGAGCUCCACAAGUUCAAGAUCAAGAUCAUGGGCGAGCUGGUCAGCAAUGGGGUCCAGAUCUACCAGUUCCCCACUGAUGACGAGGCUGUUGCAGAGAUUAAUGCAGUCAUGAAUGCACACCUGCCCUUCGCUGUGGUGGGCAGCACCGAGGAGGUGAAGGUGGGGAACAAGCUGGUCCGAGCACGGCAGUACCCAUGGGGAGUGGUGCAGGUGGAGAAUGAGAAUCACUGCGACUUUGUGAAGCUCCGGGAGAUGCUGAUCCGAGUGAACAUGGAAGAUCUCCGCGAGCAGACACACAGUCGGCACUAUGAGCUCUACCGGCGCUGCAAGUUGGAGGAGAUGGGCUUUCAGGACAGCGACGGGGACAGCCAGCCCUUCAGCCUACAGGAGACCUACGAGGCCAAGAGGAAGGAGUUCCUGAGUGAGCUGCAGAGGAAGGAGGAAGAGAUGAGGCAGAUGUUUGUCAACAAAGUGAAGGACACAGAGCUGGAGCUGAAGGAGAAGGAACGGGAGCUCCACGAGAAGUUCGAGCACCUCAAGCGGGUCCACCAGGAGGAGAAGCGGAAGGUGGAGGAGAAGCGCCGGGAGCUGGAGGAAGAGACCAACGCCUUCAACCGCAGGAAGGCCGCGGUGGAGGCCCUGCAGUCUCAGGCCUUGCACGCCACCUUGCAGCAGCCUCUGAGGAAGGACAAGGACAAGAAGAAUUAACGCACGCACAGACUUACUUGUCAAGAGCGGACUUUAGACUUUCAUGUGUUAAGUUGCUUGAGUUACACCUUGUGACCCUUCUCCCAUAACAUGGUGUGAGGACGGACUGGGAGCCGGUGCAGACUCCAGUGUUCACAGCCUUGCUGUGUCACGCGCCCCCACCCUCGGGCUGCCCUGGGCCUGGUGGGCCACCCCUUCUCUAUGCAAACACAUCAAAGCCAUGAAUGCUGGAAUCCAAAACUGACGAGGUUUAUUUUUUUCAGAGCCAGUGGCUGGUCUUCCAUUUACAGUGUCACUAUUCCUUGAUGGAGCAGUUAUGUGCCACUCUAGCGAAGGCCCCCGCUGGCGAUGCUCGGCCUAAUUGUUCAGCGUCAAGAUGGCAACUCCUGCGGUGCCCUAGGUGUGGCCGCGUGGUCUGGUAUCCAUGCUGCAAAAUUUGCCCGAUUCCCCUUUGUUUUAAUUUUUCUAACCUAGAGCUUCAUUUCAAUAAUAACUUUUUAAAACACUUCUAAAUUUUUAUUUUGGCACGAGCAUAAAGACGAAUAAUAUCCUCUCUCCCAUUAUUUUCAUAAGUAACACAGACUCCCUGAUUUUUAAAAACUAAAAAUAUCUCCAAACCUUUCUUAUGUAUAAAGUAUCCCUAUAACAUAUAGGGAGAGGUGGGUAAUAAACAUCCUGUCAUGACAAUGUUUGCAAUUUCUUUGCGGAUGAAAGUGGAACAGGAGUAAGACCACGCCCAGUGCUUUCACUGUGAAUGUAAAUGGAACAGCAGCCCAAAGCCCAUGUCUGUGUGCCUCAGAGGUGCUACCUAUAAACAGGGACCAACUCCACGUGUGUGCGUUAAGUGUUUGACUCCAGCUAAGACCCCCAAACCAACCCUGCCAACCUGUUUGCCAAAUGCACAGAGUGCUCAGCCGGGAGGAGGUUUUUAUCUCAAGAUCCUUGUUUCCUUUUUCCUGGCUGAGUUACAGGGCAAAAGAUGAAGGUGUCUGGUGUAUGUGGACAAUUUAAGAAAAAUCUACCAGCAAAGGACAUUUUCCCCUUCAGCUGCAUUCUUUAGGAGAAAUGUUUUAAGAAACUACUAGCAGCAUUGAUUCUCCUAUGUUCCUGUUGGUUUGCAAGCCAUUGUGGGGACCGGGGUUGAAAAUGUGGCCUGAUAAAAUGGGAGACGAAAAUGAAUAGAUGAAAGGAAGGAUGUCCUCUAAUGGUGAUGAAGCGCUGUGCUGGGCACAGGCUCCCACCGUAAAGCCGUACCCUGGAGGAGCUCAGUUUAGCGCACUCCCUGGCUGGAAGCCAUCGGAAGCUGCACUGAUUGAUUUUGGAUUGGCAAUUUGUUUUUCAUGUCCUCCAUGUCCCCUGCCAUCACCUGCUUUAUUGAUUUGCAGGACCAAGUCCUGGCUUCCUCCUGCCCUCUUGAGAUGGUGGUCCUUUCAGAGAGGGGUGGCAGGGUGAGCUGCGCGUGUCCCCCGAGGCACCGCCAGAAAAAGGCAGCCUUUGCUGCAUGUGAGGGGCUCCGUUCACCAAGAACAGAGCAGGUUUUAUUGAUGCUCAAAGCGACAAUUCCCCCAGUGUUAUGCCAUGACCACGGGUGGAUCCGGAUUUUGAGGGGUAGAAACUUGAGCUAUUUGAGAAGCCUUCACGAAAAAGAACAUGAAUGCUCGAUGAGGUACGGGCCCUUGGAAGGGGCCUUGAGGAUUAAGCUUCGUUAGCUUCCCAGUCAACCCACCUCUGGUUUUGUUGUGACUGAGGACUGGUGCUUCAGUGUGGGUACCCAAGCAGGUAAAUCAGCACAUCUAAGGCAGAUGUGAACUGCGAGCGGAUUGUCUGUAGGGUAAUUAUAUGCCUGAAGUGGAUGAAGUUGGGCAGAAGCAGGACUAAGAUAGCCUCUGUCGGCUAAGGUGUUUCUGAGGAUGAAGGCUCCAUGACCCAGUGGGCUCACUGGUUAUGUAAGAAAUGAGGACUGCUGGUUCAGUGCCAAUCUGGGGUCUCAAGUGGGCAGAUUCUGCCACCCACCCACUGUACCCUGCAGGCUGCCCACAGGGCACAGUGGAAAGCCGGAACUGCCUGCAGGAGAUCUCUGAGGGGACCUGUCGUUGUGUUUUCUGGGGUGGGGUCUGAGCUGCCUCCACAGGUCCCAUCAGCUUUAAUGAAUCUCGCUGCACUUCUCUCCCCAUGCUGUUUUUGUUUGGAAUUUUGUCAUCUUUAGCUGAGACCAAAUUAAUCCUUGGUGCACAAAGUGAGCUUAAAAGUUGCUAUUUAGCAAGCUACCCCUAAGCGAACAUUUAGAAAUGUUACCCCUGGCUGCGGGGUCUGGUUUACCCCUCCUUUUCUUUCUCAAUAUCAUCUGUUGGCAUUAUUAGGGCUGGUAGUGGGAGCAUGCUGGCAUUUACUAUCAUGUCUUUCAUGAACCAAGUUGCUUUUGGGUGGAAUUGCCAUAUAAUUUAUUGUCCAAACUGAGACUUUUGAAAGUGAAAGGAGAUGCUGUUGAUUAUUCCGGCUCAACAGCAUAAGCCAGAGCUGACUCAGGCAAAGUGGGAGGUAUGGUCACCCCAGUUAUGGGUAACCAGAGCCUGGGUGGUUGAUAAUGGUGCGGACUGACUGCCUAGAUGUUUGUAUGUCUAUGUGUGGGUUCCCUGGUAAGUGGGGCUCCUGCUACUGGAUAAGAGGCCCCCGAGGGAAGUGUGGCUUGCUAGUCUGUUACAUUAACAUGCUUUUCUAAAACUGCUUCACUUGUUAAUUCAUUUACUCCUUCAUUCAUCGACUGUUUUUGUUCCUUUCCAUUCACUUUGUACUUUUUUUCCCCCCCAUUAAAUUUUGCAUUUAUUUUGA
This is a messenger RNA of Hipposideros armiger (great roundleaf bat), 4092 nucleotides long. It is a transcript of the gene SEPTIN8, whose product is annotated as septin 8. Gene Ontology annotation, molecular function: GTP binding. The coding region runs from base 154 to 1263 and encodes 369 amino acids. The record is from RefSeq and is a predicted model, not a curated record. The transcript is spliced from 9 exons. NCBI's taxonomy places the organism in Eukaryota, Metazoa, Chordata, Mammalia, Chiroptera, Hipposideridae.